AGAGCGUCUGUAAGAAAGAGCCUGAAGAGCGCCUGGCCCUUUUGCUGAUCCCAGACUACCGCCAUUAAACCCCUUUCCAAAACCCAGGAAACCUUGCUCAAAUAGUAAGGAACGACUCUUCUCUCUCUCUCUCUCUCUCUCACGGUAUCCAGAAUGAAGAAAUGGAGCAGGAAGAAGACCCAACUCUCCCUGUUCUUGGCCUUCUUCUCCUUCUUUAUGUUCUCCUCUUUUCUCAACGAUCACCGCCAGAGCACAACUAGAAAACUGCCGGACUCGAAGCACUCCUCCGUCCAGCCUUCUUUUCCUACAUACUUCACCAUCAACACCUCCAACCCCGGAACCAAGAAGCCGGUCUUAGGUGCUUCAGAUUGGUCCAAGGCCUGUGCUUCUGCCCGGAGCUACAAAGGCAAGUCGAAUUCAGUGAUGGAAAACCAAUGGCAGCGUGAGAGCUGGUCAGAUGGGUGUGAUGUCUUCUCAGGAAGAUGGAUCUAUGAUAAUAUCUCGUACCCUCUGUACGAUGAGGGCACAUGCCCUUAUAUGUCUGAUCAGCUGGCAUGCGGGAAGCAUGGCAGGCCGGAUAAGGAGUACCAGAAGUGGCGGUGGCAGCCCCAUGAUUGCAACUUGAAGAGGUGGAAUGCAACAGAAACGCUGGAGAAGCUGCGAGGCAAGAGGCUGAUGUUUGUUGGUGAUUCUCUAAACAGAGGCCAAUGGAUAUCCAUGGUAUGCCUCAUACAAUCUGUGGUUCUGGCUGACAAGAAAUCAAUGUCACCCAAUGCUGCCUUAACCAUAUUCAGGGCAGAGGAAUACAAUGCUUCAGUUGAGUUUUACUGGGCACCGCUGGUUGUAGAAUCAAAUUCUGAUGACCCAGUUAACCACAGAUUUGAUGACCGGAUCAUCCAACCAGAUUCAAUUCUCAAACAUGCAUCUCAGUGGGAGAAAGCAGAUAUUCUUGUUUUUAAUUCAUACUUAUGGUGGAGAAGUGGUUCAAAGAUAAAGUUACUAUGGAAUAGGGAUGAUGUGAUUUGUGAAGAAGCCAAUGGACUGGAUGCUAUGAAGUUGGCCUUAGAGACAUGGGCAGAUUGGGUUGCAUCCAGUGUUGAUCCCCUGAGACAGAAAGUAUUCUUUGUUACCAUGUCACCUACCCAUCUCUGGAGCCAGGAAUGGAAUCGAGGAAGCGAAGGUAACUGCUUUCACGAGAAAACUCUAAUUGAAUCAGAAGGUUACUGGGGAAGUGGGUCUGACCUUGAUACCAUGCGAAUGGUAGAGAGCAUAUUGGACAGGUUGGGGCCAAAGGUUUUGGUUAUCAACAUUACUCGGCUUUCGGAGUACCGAAAAGAUGGGCAUCCAUCAAUCUAUAGGAAGUUCUGGGAGACGUUGACCCCCCAGCAACUGGCGAAUCCUGUUAGUUAUGCUGACUGCAUACACUGGUGUUUGCCUGGCGUACCUGAUAUUUGGAAUGAGUUGUUGUUUAAUUUUUUGUGAGCUUUGCAUACAAUAUGAUUGGUAUCUACCUUUGCGAACAAUCACGUUAGGGAGUAUAAUUUCUACAUCAAUGGAAAUGCUGCAAUGAGUUGCCAUGUGAGGGUCACUUGAUGAUGCAUUCUGAAGGUUAGUAUAUCGAACAUAUAUACUUAAUGUUCUUUUAGUGGCUGCAUGUGUUCCGGACAUGUGGUAUACUGCUAAAUACAAUUAGCACUCAGUUGUCUUCAUGCUGUGAUACAAAAAAACAUGAAUACUGAUUGGUUCCUUAGAGUUGGUUUGGCGAUUUUAACAUGUUCAUUAGGGUUGC
Phoenix dactylifera (date palm) is the source of this 1789-nucleotide messenger RNA. It is a transcript of the gene TBL35, whose product is annotated as TRICHOME BIREFRINGENCE-LIKE 35. Gene Ontology annotation, cellular component: Golgi apparatus. Gene Ontology annotation, molecular function: O-acetyltransferase activity. NCBI's taxonomy places the organism in Eukaryota, Viridiplantae, Streptophyta, Magnoliopsida, Arecales, Arecaceae. The record is from RefSeq and is a predicted model, not a curated record.